CUACGGGAAGCCAAUGUAGCUUAAUGAGUAGAGGAGUGACGUGUGCUCUCUUUGGUUCAUUAAAGAUAACAUGUACUGUUAAUGUACUGUAAUUCUUUGUUCUGUCAUUAAUUCUGGAUGAAGUCACAGAGCAUAGUCCACACUGAGUGAGUGAACGCAGUGAUGCCAUCAGUGAGAAGAGAGAGAACAAGUGUGUGAUCUCAGGACACAGACACACAGAAUCAUGUCUGCUGUGAGGAAGACGACCAGACAACCGUCACCUGAUGAAGAACUACACGAGCACGCUGAAAUCAUCUCACAUCAGCUCAAACAGGGUCUGAGCAUGAGUCGGUCGUUUAAUAAAGUUCUGGAUGUGAGUUCUGGUAACAUUCACAGCGCUGGAGUGAAGCCCAUCACCUUCAUCAGACAGGUGUUGGCUGGAUGUUUGUAUCCCAGUCUUCUGGACGGUGAUGAUUUUCCUCCUGACGUUCGGUCGAGAGCACAAACGCUGCUCAGUCAGUGUGAUGGAAACAGCAUCGGUUCAUACACAGACUCGAGUGGACUCGCAUAUGUGAGAAGCAACGUGGCAAAGUUUAUUUCUUUGCGGGACGGUGGCAUCCCGUCGAGUCCGGAGCACAUCUUCAUCACCUGUGGAUCUCAGAGAGGUUUAAUGAGUGUGAUGAGGUUACUGUGUCAAUCAGAGGGCCGGAGUGCAGUUCUGAUCCCAGACCCCACCCCUCACACCCUUACCCGCAUCCUAGAGACGGUGGGCUUAGUGCCGCUGCCCUAUAGACUGCAAGAACAGGGUGGGUGGAGCCUGGAGAGGGCGGAGCUCAAGCGAGUCAUCAAGACCUCUAGAACGCACUGCUGUCCACGAGCAAUUUAUAUCAAUAACCCCGGCAACCCAACAGGACACAUUCAGAGCAGAGAAUCUAUUGAGACUGUGAUCCGCUUCGCCGCUGAAGAGAACCUGUUUUUACUGGUGGACGAGAUUUAUCAGAAUACAGUUUGGGUGAAAGAUAAAGAGUUUGUGUCGUAUAAAAGGGUUCUUGUGGAGAUGGGCAACCCAUAUCAUGACCGAGUACAACUGGCCUCUUUCCAUUCACUGUCCAAUGGUAUUAUGGGAGAGUGUGGUUUAAGAGCGGGCUACAUGGAGUUGGUGAAUGUGGAUGAAGGGCUACUGUUGUACACUGAAGUUCUUCUGACGGGUGAUAUAAACACACCUGUGAUCGGUCAGAUCGCUCUUGAUGUCAUGGUCGAUCCGCCCCGUCCAGGAGACGCCUCCUAUGACUUAUACAUACAGGAGGUGUCGUACAGACUCAGCACUCUGAGGUUAAACAUUUCCAGUGCUGUGGACUUCAUGAAUGAUCUGUCAGGAUUCACCUGCUCAACUGUUCAGAGCGGAAUCUACAUUUACCCUCACCUGAGUCUACCGCACACUGCACACACACAGAUUGCAGGGUUGUGUUACUGCAGGAGACUGCUGGAGGAUCAGGGUGUGUGUGUCGGCUUUAAUGAUUGCAAGAAGGAAGACCACACAGACUCACACAACUGCUUUCACCUCAGGCUGUGUGUGAUGAUGUCAUCAGAUGAUCUGGAGGAUUUUCUGUGUCGCCUUCAAACUUUCCAUCUUCAGUUUCUCAAAGAAAAAAACUGACCAGGAGUUUUUAUGAAAUAUUCAAUGAGACAAAUAAAAAAUUCUGAAACAUU
Molecule: messenger RNA, 1689 nt
Organism: Triplophysa dalaica
Lineage: Eukaryota; Metazoa; Chordata; Actinopteri; Cypriniformes; Nemacheilidae
Gene: gptl
Product: glutamic--pyruvic transaminase-like
Exons: 11
Coding region: 224-1636 (470 amino acids)
Biological process (GO): biosynthetic process
Molecular function (GO): pyridoxal phosphate binding; L-alanine:2-oxoglutarate transaminase activity
Source: RefSeq, a predicted model, not a curated record